This is a messenger RNA of Laccaria bicolor S238N-H82, 1200 nucleotides long. RefSeq lists its product as uncharacterized. The record is from RefSeq and is a predicted model, not a curated record. Lineage: Eukaryota; Fungi; Basidiomycota; Agaricomycetes; Agaricales; Hydnangiaceae. The coding region runs from base 1 to 1200 and encodes 399 amino acids. The transcript has 12 exons.
AUGCGGCACACAUUGUACUUGGUCCUUAAGCAGGCUCUGUUUCCUCAUCAACACUCCUCGCUCUCUGAUCGCCUCGCUCAGGCCAGUGACUGUUUUACUUCAGCGCCCUGCCUUGCAACACAUGCAGUCAAGUCAAAGGAGAAGUAUGAGGGGAAGGCAUCUGAAGCUGAGAUUUCUGAGAUAUGGGAGAAACCAUGGCAAGAAAUCAUCUCAUGCGAAGAUGGCAUGAGAAACAAGGCAGACAAGGCCACAAGAAGUGCACUGGAGAAAGACAAGAAAGGAAUGGGAAGUAACAUAGGCAGCUUGGUGCCAGGACCAAAAAAUAAACACAGCACACAUUGUACUUGGUCCUUAAGCAAGGUCCGUUUUCUCAUCAACACUCCCCACUCUCUGGUCGCCUCGCUCAGGCCGGUGACUGUUUUAAACCCAAGUAGAACCCGCGUCUUGUGGCAAGUCGUCUUUUUUUUGCCUUUUCUGUUCUUUUCUGACUUGGCAGUUUCAGUUACGCCAUUCAAUUUGGCUCGGUUAGAUCUCCGGCGCACUCUAUGCCGCUCCUCACCAUUCUCAGUCACUUUUGCUCAACGGCCAAGUCUUGGAACGGAUUCUCAAGGUCUCGGUUUCGCCCGAUUUCAUUCAAUAUGCUCAGACACUUUGUUUCUGUCUGGAUCGAUGUGGUUUGGUCGCAUUGUCCACCAUCAGUUUGCUCUUGCUAGAUUAGAUUUGGUUUCGCCCUCAUUUUCACUGGGGGUCAGGGAGGAACUGAGCCGAUAUUUCAAACGAAAAGCAAACACCAUGACAUUAUAUGCUAAAGAAGGCCCACCCAAAUCAAACAACCUGAUCUUCUCCAGUGAUCUCUUCAUCAGUCGUAGUAUCUCCGAGUUAUCUAAGUCAGUGAGACCCCCCCAUACGGCCGCAUCACUGAAGGGGCACACCUGCAAGAUUGAAGGCGUGGAAAACAGCGCUUUGUAUCUGCCGCUGUCAGGAAAGAAGCCUUCGGACGACUCUAAUCGUCUUGCGCUCAGAGGGAACUCUGGGCUUGCUCUGGGCCAUGAUCAUCUGAGGUUGUGCUGUAAUUUGGGCUCAAAUGAAUUGCCUGCAUGGAAGACUGAACAACGUUAUGCCGUGUCGAAAACAUCGUUUGACGAGGCCGACUCUUCUUUGGGUCAUAUUGACACAUUUUACCAUUCCGCCACUGCUUAA